Tripterygium wilfordii is the source of this 1264-nucleotide messenger RNA. RefSeq names its product polyubiquitin-like. Gene Ontology annotation, cellular component: cytoplasm; nucleus. NCBI's taxonomy places the organism in Eukaryota, Viridiplantae, Streptophyta, Magnoliopsida, Celastrales, Celastraceae. The record is from RefSeq and is a predicted model, not a curated record. The transcript has a single exon. Gene Ontology annotation, molecular function: ubiquitin protein ligase binding; protein tag activity. Gene Ontology annotation, biological process: protein ubiquitination; modification-dependent protein catabolic process. Bases 158 to 1078 code for a protein of 306 amino acids.
UUUCGCGAAUUAGGGUUUCAUAUUCCGUAUUUGAGUCGGCCUACCUUCUCUAUAUAACAUCAGCGCGAACCCUUCUUAGGCUAACUCGUUCCUCACACAAAUCAGUUUCUCUUUCAAUUGCUUUCGAAAUUCUCCCUUCUUUUUCUACGAAAUCAAGAUGCAGAUCUUCGUCAAAACUCUCACUGGCAAGACCAUAACCCUCGAAGUUGAGACCUCCGACACCAUCGACAACGUCAAAGCCAAAAUACAAGACAAGGAGGGUAUUCCACCGGAUCAGCAGAGGCUCAUCUUCGCUGGGAAGCAAUUGGAGGACGGCCGUACUCUCGCCGAUUACAAUAUUCAGAAGGAGUCCACUCUUCAUCUGGUGCUUCGAUUGAGGGGAGGGAUGCAGAUCUUCGUCAAGACUCUCACCGGAAAGACUAUUACUCUCGAGGUUGAGAGUUCUGACACGAUUGACAACGUUAAGGCGAAGAUACAGGAUAAGGAGGGGAUUCCGCCGGAUCAACAAAGGCUGAUCUUUGCUGGCAAGCAACUGGAGGACGGCCGUACCCUUGCGGAUUACAAUAUUCAGAAAGAGUCCACACUCCACCUUGUUCUGAGACUUCGAGGUGGGAUGCAAAUCUUUGUGAAGACGUUGACAGGCAAGACAAUAACAUUGGAGGUUGAAAGUUCUGAUACGAUCGACAAUGUGAAGACUAAAAUUCAAGAUAAGGAGGGCAUUCCACCGGAUCAGCAGAGGCUGAUCUUUGCUGGGAAGCAGCUGGAGGACGGGAGGACUCUUGCCGACUAUAAUAUCCAGAAGGAGUCUACCCUGCAUCUUGUUCUCAGGCUUCGUGGCGGGAUGCAGAUUUUUGUCAAGACCCUCACUGGUAAGACCAUCACUCUGGAGGUGGAGAGCUCUGACACUAUUGACAACGUCAAAACAAAGAUACAGGAUAAGGAGGGCAUUCCACCGGAUCAGCAGAGGCUCAUCUUUGCUGGAAAGCAGCUGGAAGAUGGCCGAACUCUUGCAGAUUACAAUAUUCAGAAGGAAUCUACCCUUCACCUUGUCCUUCGUCUCCGUGGUGGUCGUUUCUGAGUAGUGUUUCAUGGUGAUGUUUGAUGUCUAGUGGUUUUUUACUUUACAACAUGCGUCUUAUGUUAUGGUGCUUGUAGGCAGGUUAGGCACGGUUGGUGUUUGAGAACCAGUUAAUAAGUUAGUCAAUGACAAUUCCUUUAAAUUUCAAUAUCCUUUGCUUUAUGUUCAUGUUUUUUUUGGAUCCAA